AUGGGUAUCGCACCAGAGCUUCAGGACAGGCUUGACCGUUUGCGAGAAUAUUCAGCUUGUGAUAUAUCGGACGCAUUGCUGAAGCUGCAGAAGCCGAGGGCAGGCGAGGUUGCUCGGGCGGGGUAUCUUGCAGACAUCGGUCCCAUCCCUUCAUCAUCUGGCGAGAAGGUGAUCGCUCCUGCAUGCACUUUGAAACUGGUGUCGAAGAACGCUCCACCUUCCUCGCCGCCGCCCGCAGAAAGCACAGUUCCAAAGGGCAGUCACUGGGUAGACUUGACCGAACCCGGAUCCAUUGUGGUCAUUGAUCAGCCUGAAGGCCAAAAAUGCGCAGCCGUGGGAGGCAUAAUGGCCCAGAGAAUGAAAGCAAGAGGAGUAGCUGGCUGUGUCGUCGGUGGUCGUGUAAGGGAUAUGGUUGAGCUGCAGAACUCUCAGUUGCCAAUCUUCGCCUUGGGAAGGUCAACUGUCGGAACCAAUGCCGAAUCGACGGUGUAUGCACGCAACAUCCGGGUGACGAUAACUGGCGUCAGCGUCUCCCCAGGUGACAUUCUCUUCUGCGACCCUGUAGAAGGGGUUGUUGUGAUUCCGCGAGAUCUGCUGGAUGAGACUCUCUCACUCAUUCCAAAGCUGGUCGCAGAUGACGACAAGGUGAAAGACGCUGUGCAAAAUGGGAUGACAGUCGCAGAGGCAUUUAAGACUUUCAGAAGCUGA
This is a messenger RNA of Cladophialophora yegresii CBS 114405, 708 nucleotides long. RefSeq lists its product as uncharacterized. The transcript is spliced from 5 exons. The record is from RefSeq and is a predicted model, not a curated record. Lineage: Eukaryota; Fungi; Ascomycota; Eurotiomycetes; Chaetothyriales; Herpotrichiellaceae. Bases 1 to 708 code for a protein of 235 amino acids.